AUGCCUUUCAAGAUCAAUAGAGCAAAAUGGAUACCGCUAGUGACUGCAUUGGCCAGUACCAUGCCAGCCCAGGUGGUUGCCUCUAUUGAGGACCCUAGUCUACUGGCGACGCCGCCCAUGGGUUUCAACAACUGGGCCCGAUUCAUGUGCGAGCUGAAUGAGACCCUAUUUGUCGACACAGCGGAUGCAAUGGCCUCGAACGGUUUACUGGAAGCGGGCUAUAACCGUAUAAAUCUUGACGACUGCUGGAUGAACUAUGAUCGCGCGGAGAAUGGAUCACUCGAAUGGAAUAUCACCAAGUUCCCACGCGGUCUUCCCUGGCUUGGACAAUACGUUAAAGAUAAAGGCUUCAAUUUCGGCAUCUAUGAGGAUUCAGGGAAUCUGACCUGUGGCGGCUAUCCUGGAUCCGAGGGCUACGAGGAGAUCGACGCAGAGACAUUCGCGGCAUGGGGGAUCGACUAUCUCAAGUUGGAUGGGUGUAAUGUCUAUCCGAAAGAAGGCCGCACUUUGCAGGAGGAAUACAAAUAUCUCUACGGCCAUUGGCACGAGGUACUCGGCAAGAUGCAGCAGCCACUAAUAUUCUCGGAGUCAGCGCCUGCGUACUUCUCUAUGACAGACAAUCUGACUGAUUGGUAUACUGUCAUGGACUGGGUUCCUGGAUACGGAGAGCUUGCCCGACACUCGGUCGAUAUUCUCGUCUACGGUGGAGAUGGCAGUGCCUGGGACAGCAUCAUGACCAACUAUAAGUUCAAUACGCUGGUGGCUCGGUACCAACGUCCUGGAUACUACAAUGACCCUGACUUCCUGAUCGCUGACCAUCCGGGGCUCUCAUUGGAGGAAAAGCGAUCCCAAUUCGCUCUCUGGGCUUCGUUCUCCGCACCCUUGAUUAUUAGUGCCCAUAUUCCCGACCUGUCUGCUGAGGAUUUGGAGUACCUAAAGAAUCAAGCCUUGAUUGAGGUCGAUCAGGAUCCACUAGCUCAACAGGCAACAUUAGCCAGUCGCGAUAGUUCCCUUGAUGUCUUAACGCGGAAUCUUGCCGACGGUUCCAGAUUGGCCACCAUUCUGAACCAUGGUAGUGAUUCCGUCGAAACUGAUAUUACUCUGGACAUACUAGGCCUCUCCUCUGAUUGUACAUAUGAAGCACAGGACCUCUUGGACGGCUCAACCCAAACCAUCAAAGAUGGUAUACAUGUUCAGUUAAACACACAUGCAACGGCCGUGUACAAAAUAGAAAUCGAUGAGAAAUGCAGCCAAGCUAUACCGACCGGAAUAGUUUUCAACACGGCAUCCGGGAAGUGCCUUACGGGCACGUCAUCGGCCGUGCGAUUUGAAUCUUGCAACGGGAGCAAAUCGCAAAUAUGGCAGGUUGACGCAUCGGGGGUGAUUCGUACAUUAUCUGAGCAAUCAAAGUGUCUCACGACAGACGGCAAAACUAUUUCUCUGCAGGAGUGCAAAGAGAGUGACGCUCAGAAAUGGUCUUAUGCGCUCACGGGUAAUCUAAAGAAUACUGAUUCUGGUAGUUGCCUGACGGAGGACGCUGGUGUUUCGGCCUGCGGCUUCGAAGCUAAUAACCAGGUGUUUGGGCUGCCCGCUGGUGUUAAGGUUGCAUGA
This is a messenger RNA of Aspergillus pseudotamarii, 1611 nucleotides long. RefSeq names its product putative alpha-galactosidase (gene aglA). The coding region runs from base 1 to 1611 and encodes 536 amino acids. The transcript has 2 exons. The record is from RefSeq and is a predicted model, not a curated record. Gene Ontology annotation, biological process: carbohydrate metabolic process. Lineage: Eukaryota; Fungi; Ascomycota; Eurotiomycetes; Eurotiales; Aspergillaceae. Gene Ontology annotation, molecular function: hydrolase activity, hydrolyzing O-glycosyl compounds.